Messenger RNA from Phlebotomus papatasi, 3394 nucleotides. RefSeq names its product protein bric-a-brac 1-like. Gene Ontology annotation, molecular function: DNA binding; protein binding. The record is from RefSeq and is a predicted model, not a curated record. Gene Ontology annotation, cellular component: nucleus. Bases 719 to 3223 code for a protein of 834 amino acids. Gene Ontology annotation, biological process: regulation of transcription by RNA polymerase II. The transcript has 10 exons. NCBI's taxonomy places the organism in Eukaryota, Metazoa, Arthropoda, Insecta, Diptera, Psychodidae.
UCUCGCAGUGCAAAGUGUCAAGCAAAAUUUCGAUUUUCCAUGGAGUGAUUUUUUGUAUAAUUUCGGCAAUUUUCAUGAAAAUUGUGUAAGAUUUUGAGGAAAUCUCUGAGGAAAUAACUCAGUCACAUCCACAGUUACCAGUUAUCCCUCUAAAACUACUUCAAAUUGCCAUAAAAUCGCGAAAAACCUCAGCGGAAGACUAUCCCAAUGUCAGACAAAGUAGUCAAAACAAAAACAGUAUAAUUAUCAAAAUAGAGACUCUGUGCGCUAAAAAAGUGAGGAAAAAGUGUUUCUUGGAGGUAUUCUAGUCAAUUUUGUGGUGAUACCCUUUCUCUAAGCUAUCCCAGAAGGUGUUUCUUGGGCUAGUCAAUGAGAGACACCUUUCACCGUGAAUUGCAAAUCCUUCGUGGUGCGAAAAAAGUGCAUUUUGUGCUAUUUUCCGGGGACUUUUUGUGAGGAAAAUGGGUUUUUAAAUGAGAUUUUGGGGAGAGGAAGGAGCCCAGGAGAAAAUCAAUAGGAAAAACAGGGAGACAAAGCAAGGAGACAACGAGAAAGGAGUGUAGAAAGGAGACAAACUCACACCAUUUUCACGGAAGAAAAGAGUUUUCCUUCACGCAGGUUCACCAAGACACUGCAGGAAGUCAGGUGGUUCCUAUUCAUCAAAAAUCUCAAAAUUCAACCUUCCGCGAAGGUUGAUCAACAGAUUCUAGUCAAAGGAAUGGACUCUACCUGGUCCAUGAUGCCACAACCAAUGAGUACAGAUCAGUAUUUCAGUAUUCGAUGGAACAACUACCAGAGGAACAUGACUGCAAUCUUCCACGAGCUGCUGGAGAGUCAGUCCUUCGUGGAUGUCACUCUGGCUUGCGAGCAGAAUUCCCUCAAGGCUCACAAAGUGGUUUUGUCAGCCUGUUCGCAAUAUUUUAGGAAGCUCCUCCUGGACAAUCCAUGCGAUCAUCCUACCAUCAUCAUGCCGCAGGAUAUUGAGUUCUCAGAUCUCAAUUUUAUCAUCAAAUUCGUCUACCAGGGGGAGAUUAACGUCACGGAGAGUGAAUUGCAAAGUCUCCUGCGAACAGCUGAAAAAUUGAAAAUCCGAUGUUUGUGCGAAGAAGUGACUGAGAGCGGCGAGGGCAGGAGUUGCGAUAGGAAUUCAGGAAGAAUCCCACCGACAACCACAAAACGUACCAAAAACAACCAAAAAGUGAGUUGUGGUGAGAGGACAAGUGUCACGGGCAGUACGGAGUCCAUCAGGAGGAGACUGAGUAGCCGAGGUGAUCCGGACGUGGAGAAUGGUGCAGUAGUUGUGCUUGAGCCACGUCAGGUGUUGGCACGUGAUCAAAAAACCAUGACGAGCCUAGGGAUGGGAAUGGGCAUCAAUGGUGGCUUAAUGGGUGUUUCAAUGGGCUUCCUCGAUUUUGCCCCGGAGCCACCGGCUCCCUCAGCCACUCCAGUCACCGAACAUGUCGACUUGAAUUGCACACCCAGUUCAGACACCAGAGACUUAUCGAUUCAAGAAUUUGUAACACCUGAGCGACAUCCUGAACCAUUAAGCUCUUAUUCAAGCUAUCAUUCAACACCAAAUGGGGAAGUCAGGAUAAAACUUGAGACACUUCGUUCAAUGGAUCCCUCCGAAACUCUCGAAAUGGAGAAUCACCAUAUUCAUACAAUUCAUCAAUUGGAGCAUCCACAGACCCAUCAUCAAGCAUCACAUCAUCCUCAUGCGCAGCAGCAGCAGCAACAGCAGCAGCAGCAUAGCCAGACUCAGCAGGUGCAGCAAUCACAUUCACCACCUCCACUGCCCCAGCAAGCUCAUCUGCAGUCACAGGCGGCACAGCAGCAGGUCCAGCAGGCUACCCAGCAGCAGCAGCAGCAGCAAUCCAGAGGGAAUCAACAGCAAAAUCCUCAUCAGUCCCCAGUGCAGACGCAACAGCAACAGCAACCACAGACUCAACCACCAACUCCGCAGCCCCAGAGACAUCCCAAUGCCAGCCCGUCGGACAGUCAUCUCCAUGAGCAGCCUGACAUUAAACCCUCAGUGCAUCAUUCCAUCGUGUCGGCGUCUACGAGUAUGGAUGUGGAUCAGAGUGGGAUGGAGCAUGAAUCGAUGCACGGGAUCAUCGUGACGCCGGAGAUUGUGACGAUGAUGACACCGAGCCAAAUGGGUAAAGACAUGUACAAUUCAGAUGCCAGUGAAGACUCCAAAAUGAUGUCAAAUGGAUCACCAAGUAACAGCAACAGUGGCACUCAGUACACCAAUCUCACGCCACAGCAUGAAAAUCGAACUCCUGGAGGUCCAAAGACCUGGACACAGGAGGAUAUGGAGGCGGCACUGGAUGCUCUGAGAAAUCACAAUAUGAGUCUCACCAAGGCCUCAGUGACCUUUGGGAUUCCCUCGACGACUCUGUGGCAGAGGGCACAUCGAUUGGGCAUCGAUACGCCCAAGAAGGAGGGCCCCACGAAGUCCUGGAGUGAGGAUUCUCUCAAUAAUGCCCUAGAAGCACUGCGCACUGGCACGAUAUCGGCCAAUAAGGCUUCCAAGGCCUUUGGGAUUCCAUCGUCUACGCUCUACAAAAUCGCUAGGAGGGAGGGUAUUCGUCUGGCGGCACCAUUCAAUGCGGCUCCCACCACAUGGACACCAGAGGAUCUCGAGAGGGCACUUGAAGCCAUUCGGGCGGGACAUGCGUCAGUGCAGAAAGCCAGUACGGAGUUUGGGAUUCCUACUGGAACCCUUUAUGGUCGUUGCAAGAGGGAAGGUAUUGAGCUAUCACGCUCAAAUCCAACACCAUGGUCUGAAGAUGCUAUGAUGGAAGCCUUAGAAGCUGUUCGGGUUGGUCAAAUGUCGAUUAAUCAAGCUGCCAUUCACUACAAUUUGCCAUAUAGUUCACUGUAUGGGCGCUUUAAGCGAGGAAAAUACGAUACAUCCAGCGACGGUGGUGGACAGAUGGAUCAUAGUCCGGAGAAUACUCAACACCAUCAGCUCCAGUACACGACGACUGUGAUGCAGCAGGCACCACAGCAGCAGCAUCCGGUUCAUAUGCAUCACCAUCCGCCGCCACAGAUGGUGGCUGUGGCCACAUCACAGCCACCACCGCCGCCGACACCUCAUCCUCAGCCCGUUCAGGCGCCUCAUCAUCCGCCCACGACGUCUAACCCAACGCAGAACCAUCCCAAUAGCCAUGUCUACCACCAUCACAGCCAACAGCAUCAUCAUAUGGAGAGAAGUUGAAAAUCGCCGCCCAAGCGGACGUCGCGGCGGAAGUUGUUGAGAUUGUUGAGGCGGAAACGUUGCUAGAGAGGAUUUUAAGGAUAGGAAGGAAUGGGAUGGGGGGGAGACAGUUGAGGAGUUCGGAUUUAGAAAGGACACAGCGCAUAAGAGAAAUAAACGUAACAUCAAAUA